AUGGAUAGCCAAAGAGAUGUUUACAUAGCCAGGCUGGGAGCAAAGAUGGACUUGAAAGAUUCAAAAGCUGCAAAAUUUCAGGAUGAACCCUUUCUUCAGGGAAACCCAAAUCGGUUUGUCAUCUAUCCAAUCCAAUACCAUGAUAUGUGGCAAAUGUACAAAAAGGCGGAGGCAUCAUUCUGGACUGCAGAAGAGGUUGACUUGUCAAAGGACUUGGCACACUGGGCAGCUCUGAAACCGGAUGAAAGACACUUCAUCUCGCAUGUUCUGGCAUUCUUUGCUGCGAGUGAUGGAAUUGUAAAUGAGAACCUGUUGGAGCGAUUCAGUCAGGAGGUCCAAGUCACUGAAGCUCGUUGUUUCUAUGGUUUCCAAAUUGCCAUGGAGAAUGUUCAUUCAGAGAUGUACAGUCUCCUUAUUGAUGCCUAUAUUAAGGAUCCCAGUGAAAGGGAGCUCUUGUUUAAUGCAAUUGAAACAAUGCCAUGUGUAAAGAGGAAGGCAGACUGGGCCUUGCGGUGGAUUGCUGAUUGGGAGUCCACAUUUGGGGAGCGAUUGGUUGGCUUUGCUGCUGUUGAGGGAAUCUUUUUCUCUGGGUCCUUUGCUGCUAUCUUCUGGUUGAAGAAACGAGGGUUGAUGCCAGGCUUAACUUUCUCCAAUGAACUGAUCAGUAGGGAUGAAGGUCUGCAUUGUGAUUUUGCCUGCCUUAUGUUCAAACAUUUGGUUCACAAGCCCUCGGAAGCAAGAGUCGGAGCAAUCAUCACUGAAGCAGUGAAGAUUGAACAGGAGUUUCUGACUGAGUCUCUCCCUGUGGACUUGAUAGGCAUGAACUGUACCCUGAUGAAAUAUUACAUUGAGUUUGUGGCUGACCGCCUAUUGUUGGAAUUGGGUUUCAAUAAGAUUUUUAAAACCGAAAACCCUUUUGACUUCAUGGAAAACAUUUCCCUGGAAGGGAAGACUAACUUCUUUGAAAAGAGGGUUGCUGAGUAUCAAAGGAUGGGUGUGAUGUCAAAACCAGAAAGUAACAACUUUACGCUGGAUGCUGACUUCUAG
Messenger RNA from Carcharodon carcharias (great white shark), 1047 nucleotides. RefSeq names its product ribonucleotide reductase M2 polypeptide (gene rrm2l). The transcript has 9 exons. The record is from RefSeq and is a predicted model, not a curated record. NCBI's taxonomy places the organism in Eukaryota, Metazoa, Chordata, Chondrichthyes, Lamniformes, Lamnidae. Gene Ontology annotation, molecular function: ribonucleoside-diphosphate reductase activity, thioredoxin disulfide as acceptor. Gene Ontology annotation, biological process: deoxyribonucleotide biosynthetic process. Gene Ontology annotation, cellular component: cytosol. Bases 1 to 1047 code for a protein of 348 amino acids.